Molecule: messenger RNA, 3074 nt
Organism: Stomoxys calcitrans (stable fly)
Lineage: Eukaryota; Metazoa; Arthropoda; Insecta; Diptera; Muscidae
Gene: Fbxo42
Exons: 2
Coding region: 390-2585 (731 amino acids)
Molecular function (GO): protein binding
Source: RefSeq, a predicted model, not a curated record
UCGCUGUCGGAGAAUGUCAAAUGCUGCUGUUCAAUAAGAAUACUACUACAACUUGCUAUGUAAAAUUACAAUUUCGUAAAAAUUUAGUGAAAUUUAAUAUAAUUGUAUACAUCGAUGAAUAGUAUUAGUAAAUAAAUGUCGAGAGAGGAAUCUCUUUGCAAGGAAAUAUUGUGCUUUUGUAAAUAACCGGUGGUAUUCUCUGGCAAUUGGCUGAGUUAAAACAAAGACCACAGCGAGGCGGCCACUAUACCCUAUACACCAAAAAAACCCAAAGAAAAAAGAACAAGCGUUGAAGAAGUACCCCUAAGGAGGGGGGACCAACACAAGACCAUAGAGGACAACAGAAACGUUAACCAGCCUCAAACUCACAACAAGGCUAUUUUAAGACAAUGGAUGAGACGAAGGUUAAGGAUCAAUGCCAAGCAGCAACCUGCCAAAAUGACAAGGUCAAUGAGACGAUUCACAAACAACAUCAUGACAUCAAUGAGGAUGAUGGUGGUGGUAGUGAUGGUGAUGGUGUAGAAACUUGUAUAGAGUCUGCAGUAGACCACAAUUGUAGCCGGACCGAAUAUCAUGUAAAUAUGCUGCCCGAUGAAAUGUUGGAAUUUAUUUUGAGCUACCUACCGCCAUAUAAGGAUUUGGAAAAUUGCAGUUUAGUUUGUAAAAGAUGGAAUGACAUUGUUAAAAAUCUAAUAAGGCGCUCCAAGAUCAAUCUACACAAGGGUCUGGUUGAUUAUCGUCUAAGCUGGCAGGUGUACUCACAACAAACAGCCGCUGCUGGUGAAGGAAAAAAUAUUACUACAUGUGCCAGCCCUACUACUCCAAUUAUAGCAGGCCGAUUUUCGCAUUCCGCUGUACGUCAUGGAAAUUCCAUGUAUGUGUUUGGGGGAGGCAGCUCGUCUGAUACUACCUUCAAUGAUUUAUGGCGGUUUGAUUUGUCGGAGAUGCGUUGGGAACGACCAUUAUCCAUGGGGUCGUAUCCCUCACCCAAAGGCAGUGCCUCUAUGGUGUAUUGGCGAGAACAAUUGAUAUUAUUCGGUGGCUGGAGGUAUCCCUCGCUGCAUCCUCCGUACCAGCAAUGGUGUCUGUUUGAUGAGUUGCACUACUACGAUUUGGUGUCGAAUCGAUGGUCGGUAGCGUUAACAAUGGCCAGUCCCCCACCUUUGGCGGGGCAUUCAGCAAGUGUGCAUGGCGAUAUAAUGGUUAUUUUCGGUGGCUAUCAGAUUAUAGAUGGUGUCAAUUCAAAUUCCAAUGAGACUUGGUGCCUGGAUUUGCACGAGCAUCGUUGGUGGCAGCCUUCAUUUUUAGGCACUCUUAGACCUCCUGCACGUUAUGGACAAUUUCAGUUGGUUUUGGAUGAACAUCAUCUGUUGAUUGUGGGUGGUUGUGGCGGACCCAAUAGUGUAUAUUCGGAUGCCUGGCUGCUGGAUAUGUCUAGAGAUUUGUGGCAAUGGAAAUUAAUACCGGUGCGCAAUAAGAAAUAUGCCGCUUCUCACAUGUGGUGUAAUCCACACUCCAAAGUUGACUCGAAAUUGGUGGUGCUGGGUCCCACACCAAAUAUGCCGCAAGAUUUCCAAUUAAUGAAACAAGCACGUGUGCCAGUGGGAGGAGGGCAUGCAGCCCCAAGACAGCCAGGAUUGGGGCAAAAUAACCACAACAAUCCUCUAGAAAGGCAUAGACCAAGGGCUAUGGUCGGCGGCGCGGCGGGGGGAAAUGCUGGACAGCCAAAUGCCGCCAUUAGAAUACCUGCUCUCAACCAUAAUCGUGCGGAGGAUAACCAUAGGCGGCGUGGAAACGUGGCUAAUGGCGGCCAUGUGCCACGAGAUGGCCCAGACGAUCACUAUUUUGCCCAGAGAAGAGCCAUUCUCAACCAACAUCAACAGAAUGCAAAUAAUAACAACUUCGUCAACAAUCAGAAUCACAUUAAUAAUGUCCAACAACCACGAUACGGAAGUUUGAGAGAUUUGCAUGCACCGCCGCCCCAGGAGGAAAGAAACCAGAAUAGGCCCUCAACUUCAGGGGGCUCAUCGCCCCGCCUCAAUGGAGCAGCACCGCCCCAUGACAAUGAAGCCGCCAGCCGUUUGCAACGAAAUCUUGCUCUAAGGUGUCGAGAAAAUGAGCCAUUACUGCCUAAACGUUUUGAUGAACUCUACGAGGAUCCAUUCCGCAUGGCUGCCUUUAAUGUACAAAACCGUCCACGAUCCCUUUCCAAGGAUCACAAUGAGCGCAUUCGCCGCAUGGAGGAGAAAAUGAAUGCCCUGCGUAAUUCAAGGCGUAGCGCCAUGAUUGAACAGAAAUCUGUUAAAGAGCCGUCGCCCAAACGGGUCAAACGAAAUGUUCUGUCGCUGUUUGUAUGUGAUCUAUCGAAUGCCUUAUCAGAAACAGAACCAUAUUUAGAAUGGUUAGAAUAUAAGAAUUAUGGCGUUAUACCCGGUGCUCCCGAGCGUCUUAUAUUGUCCACAAUGGUGCCUGGACAUGGGGAGCUAAUACUGUUUGGCGGCGUGCACAAAGAAACACUGAGCGAGAUCACUCACCAAGUUUCAAAUACCGUGCAUUUUCUGAGUGCUCCCAGGGAUAUAGUCUAAUUGCUUUGGAUCGAUUUCUUUCCCCGUUCUUUGUGUAUGACCAUUUUUUGUGUAUUACUAAAAUUGAUCUCCGUUGAUUAUUUCUUUGUCCUGGGAGCUGCAGGUGGCAGUGGAUAGGUGUUGGUGUGGCACAUUACACAUUUUUCAUGUUACCACUCUGAUGCGUCCGUCUACAAAUGCAAUAAGCUUGUUAUUAAUGCACACACACACACACAUGCUUGAAUUUUGCUAAAUUAAGCUGUAUAAUUAUAUUAACACAUUAUAUAUAUAUGUAUACAUAUAUUUUACAUUGUAUUAAUUUCUAAGGCAACAUCGUAUUCUAUAACAAACAAACCACAACAACAAAAGAAUUUCCCAUAACAAAAUACCGAGUAUUUGUUAGAAUCUUGAAAAUCCAAAAUGUUUCUGCUUUCACCUUAAACUUACUAUGUUAUAUGAUGACUAGAAAUAAAGGAAGCUGCCAUGUAGCACGCGCUAUUAUAAAUUGUA